This is a messenger RNA of Penicillium riverlandense, 1050 nucleotides long. RefSeq lists its product as uncharacterized. The transcript is spliced from 3 exons. Lineage: Eukaryota; Fungi; Ascomycota; Eurotiomycetes; Eurotiales; Aspergillaceae. The record is from RefSeq and is a predicted model, not a curated record. Bases 1 to 1050 code for a protein of 349 amino acids.
AUGACCAAUUUAAAAGAGAUCGCCGUCAUCGGCGGCACUGGCGCUCAAGGCAUGCCUGUGGUCAAAGCUCUGGCCGAGAGUGGAAGAUAUCGUCUCAGAGUCUUGACUCGCAACGCCGAGUCUUCUCGCUCAAAGCAACUCGCCGCUCUCCCAAACGUGACUUUGCUCCAGGGCGCCCAGGACAACCAGCAGGACCUGCACAAUGUCUUUCGAGGCGUGUACGGCGCAUGGGUCAACACGGACGGGUUUACUCUCGGAGAGAAGGAUGAACUCUUCUAUGGUUUUAGGGCCUACGAGAUCGCGAGGUCGGAACGUGUGCAACACUACGUCUGGGCGAGCAUCGAGUACGCCAUGGACGCGGCCAAAUUUGACGAGAAGUAUUAUUGCGGCCACAUGGAGUCCAAGGGCAGAGUUGCCAAGUUCAUCCUCGCGCAGGGACAGGAGGACAUGAAGAGCACCAUUUUUAGCACCGGUCCCUACAUGGACAUGCUUCUGGACGGGAUGUUCGUGCCUAUUGAACAGCCGGACGGGUCAUUCCUGUGGGCCAACCCAGCCCCGAGUAAUGUGAAAAUGCCAUUGAUUGCUCUGUGCGACGUCGGAGUCUACAAUCUAUGGAUCUUUGACAACCUGUCAGAGUCGGCAGGUAUUGACCUUCAGGUUGUGACUGACAAUGUCAGCUUCGAAGAGAUUGCCAGUACCUUCACCAAAGUCACGGGCAAGCCCGCAGUCCAUAAGACACUCCCCUUUGAGACAUAUGCGCCUCUUGCCGAGCCUUACCCGGGUGCCUCCGUUAACUGGGUUCUCGGCCCCGACGCGGCUCGAGAUGACUCUAUCAUGAGCUGGCGCCAAAAUUUCGAGGCUUGGUGGCGCUACUGGGGAGAUGGAAUCACUAAGCCGCGGGAGCUCUCGAUCCUAGAUCGUAUCCACCCUAAGCGAAUCAAGACUUUGGAAGGAUGGAUGAAGCACGUCGGAUAUGAUGGAGGACGCAGAAAUGUCUUGAAGAUGGUUGAAGACUGGGGCAUGAAGAACGGAGCCCCUCUGGCAAAGUGA